Messenger RNA from Drosophila albomicans, 1850 nucleotides. RefSeq names its product deoxyribodipyrimidine photo-lyase. Gene Ontology annotation, molecular function: deoxyribodipyrimidine photo-lyase activity. Bases 173 to 1771 code for a protein of 532 amino acids. The record is from RefSeq and is a predicted model, not a curated record. The transcript has 2 exons. Gene Ontology annotation, biological process: photoreactive repair. Lineage: Eukaryota; Metazoa; Arthropoda; Insecta; Diptera; Drosophilidae.
UUCCGGAGCGUUAAGAAAAUGCAAUAAUUCUUUGCGCUUCUUGUUUUGCUUGCAAAUCCUUGUUCACUGUGUUAUACAGGACCGUUGCCGCACGGCAUACAGCUCGCAGAAGGACACAUUUGACUUUGAAAUCUCCUUUGCUGGAUACAAACGAAACAGCGAAAUACUACACAUGAAGCGUACGAAAGCAACCACUUCACGGGCUGUCAAAAAGAAGCCAAAAAAAGAAGAAAGCAGUAGCAGUGGCGAGGAAACAGAGUUGGAAAGAACUUCUUCACCGGAACGGGAAUCAACUUCACCCGGCUACAAAAAUGUAGAUCAGUUUAUCGGGUAUAUGCAAGAUCAACGCUUAGCAUCCGCAGCCGACGUGCACGACUUUGCGUUCAGAAAGAAUCGCGUUCGUUUGCUAAGCGCGGAAAAUGAUGUGAAGGAAUCCUGCAAAGGUGGCGUUGUUUUUUGGAUGUCCCGCGAUGCUCGCGUCCAGGACAAUUGGGCAUUUCUGUAUGCGCAGCGUACGGCACUGAAACUGGAACUACCGCUCAGUGUGGUAUUCUGUUUGGUACCAAAGUUCCUUAAUGCGACCUUGCGACACUACAAAUUCAUGCUGGGAGGAUUGCAGGAAGUGGAGCAAGAGUGUCGCAAGUUGAACAUUGCAUUCCAUUUGCUUCUUGGCCCCGCUGUGGAACGUUUGCCGGAGUUUGUCGCUGCCCAGGACAUGGGCGCGGUCGUGUGUGACUUUGCACCUUUAAGAUUGCCCCGUCAAUGGGUGACGGAUGUGACAAAAGCCCUACCGAAGAACGUGCCCUUGCUCCAAGUGGAUGCACACAAUGUUGUGCCCGUUUGGGUGACAUCCGAGAAACAGGAGUAUGCGGCUCGCACCAUACGCAACAAAAUCAACUCCAAGUUGCCAGAAUUUCUUACCGAGUUUCCUCCCCUCAUUAAGCAUCCACAUGGCAAAGCGUCCAAAGUCAAAGAUGUGAAUUGGGCGGCUGCACAGCAGCAGCUCACUUGUGACAUGAGCGUGGAUGAAGUGGAGUGGGCCAAGCCGGGCUACAAGGCUGCUUGCCGUCAACUCUACGAAUUCUGCACGCAUCGCUUGCGCGAUUUCAAUGAGAAGCGCAAUAACCCCUUAGCUGAUGCAGUGUCCGGUCUGUCGCCGUGGUUGCAUUUCGGACAAAUCUCGGCGCAGCGUUGCAUUCUGGAGGUUAAACGAUAUGCGGGCAAGUACAAAGCUUCAGUGGAAGGGUAUUGUGAGGAGACCAUAGUGCGACGCGAGUUGUCGGAUAACUUUUGUUAUUACAACGAAAACUACGAUAGCUUGAAGGGAUUGAGCGAUUGGGCGUAUCAAAGUCUCGAAGCCCAUCGCAAGGAUAAACGCAGCCCUUGCUAUACACUGGACGAACUGGAGCAGUCGCGCACCUAUGACGACCUUUGGAACUCGGCGCAAUUGCAGCUGGUCAAUGAGGGCAAAAUGCAUGGAUUUCUGAGAAUGUAUUGGGCUAAGAAGAUACUUGAAUGGACAGAAACACCAGAGCAGGCGCUGGAGUAUAGCAUAUUGCUGAACGACAAAUACAGUCUGGAUGGCCGUGAUCCCAAUGGUUAUGUGGGCUGCAUGUGGUCUGUCGGGGGUAUCCAUGAUAACGCAUGGAAGGAGCGUGCCAUAUUCGGCAAGAUUCGCUAUAUGAACUAUCAAGGAUGUAAACGAAAAUUUGAUGUUAAUGCAUUUGUCAUGCGAUAUGGUGGAAAAGCCUACAAAAAAGAUGAUAAUUAAUGCAGUAUUUUUAUAUUUGUUAAAUGUAGUUUGUAAUCUGGUAUUCUUGUAUUAUAAUUAUGAAAAAUUACACAUUUUG